CCUAAAGGAGGCGGUGGGCGGGGCCUUCGCCGGGAUACGGCCGUCUGUCGGUCGGUGGGUUAAUUGCUGUGUGUGGGUUACCGGUUCUGGGACAAAUUCCCGGCAUAGAGACCGGGCAGAGCUAUGGCCGGACAGCAGUUCCAGUAUGAUGACAGUGGCAACACCUUUUUCUACUUCCUGACCUCCUUCGUGGGGUUGAUCGUGAUCCCGGCCACAUAUUACCUGUGGCCCCGGGACCAGAACUCGGAACAAAUUCGACUGAAAAAUAUAAGACACAUCUAUAGAAGUUGCUUAUGGUACCAGCUGAAGUCGAUCAAGCCUCAAAAAAAUAUAAUUCCUACUUUAAAGAAAAUAGUGCUUCUUAUGGGAUGGGCAUUAUUUCUUUUUCUUGCCUACAAGGUCUCCAAAACAAACAGAGAAUAUCAAGAAUACAACCCAUAUGAAGUGUUAAGUUUGGAUCCAGGUGCAACAGUGUCCGAAAUCAAGAAGCAGUAUCGUCUGUUAUCUCUGAAAUUCCACCCUGAUAAAGGAGGAGAUGAAGUAAUGUUUAUGAGAAUAGCGAAGGCCUAUGCAGCUUUAACAGAUGAACAAUCAAGAAAGAAUUGGGAAGAAUUUGGUAACCCGGAUGGUCCGCAAGCUACCACCUUUGGUAUUGCAUUGCCAGCCUGGAUAGUGGAUCAGAAAAAUUCUAUGCUGGUCUUGCUUGUAUAUGGGUUAGCCUUCAUGGUCAUUCUUCCAGUUGUUGUGGGUUCUUGGUGGUACAAAUCUAUACGCUACAGUGGAGACCAGAUCCUUAUUCGCACUACCCAGAUAUAUACCUAUUUUGUAUAUAAAACUCGGAAUAUGGAUAUGAAACGUCUCAUCAUGGUUCUGGCAGGGGCAUCAGAAUUUGACCCUCAGUAUAACAAAGAUGCUACAAGUAGGCCAGCAGAUAAUGUGCAGAUACCUCAGCUGAUCCGAGAAAUUGGGAGCAUCAAUCUGAAAAAGAAUGAGCCUCCGCUCACCUGUCCAUAUAGUCUGAAGGCUAGAGUUCUGAUAUUAGCUCAUCUUUCAAGAAUGCAAAUUCCUGAGACUUUGAAAGAGGAUCAGCAGUUUAUGCUGAAAAAAUGCCCUGCUUUGCUUCAGGAAAUGGUUAAUGUCAUAUGUCAGCUGAUAAUUAUGGCUCGUAACCGUGAAGAAAGGGAGCUGAGACCUCCAUCUUUGGCAUCUCUGGAGAAUUGUAUGAAACUUUGUCAGAUGACAGUACAGGGUCUGCAGCAGUUCAAGUCCCCACUUCUGCAGCUGCCUUUUAUUGAAGAGGACCAUCUGCGCAGGGUGUUAAAUCACAAGAAGUUUAAAAUUAAGUCAAUUAGGGACCUGGUCAGUAUGAAGGAGUCCGACCGUCGCCUUUUGUUCAGCUUCCUUGAGGAUAAUAAUUAUGAAGAGUUGCAUGCUGUUCUUGGCAGUUUUCCACAUAUCAUCGUGGAGAUAAAGCCCCAAGUUCUAGACGAUGAAGAUAGCAAUAAUAUUACAGUCGGAUCACUUGUCACGGUCCAGGUCACAUUAAAAAGACAAACAAUGUCUGAAGUCUUUGAAAAAGAACAAUCCACAUGUUCAGCGGAAGAUCAGCCUGUAGAAGAAGGAAAUCAAGGAGAGGUCAGAAAAAAGGAAAGCAAAGGCUGGCAGCAAAAAAAUAAACCUGCCAAAAAGUCUUCCAAAGCAAAGAAAAAGAAGCCAUUGAAAAAGAAAGCAACUCCAUUGCCACCACAAAAACAAAUCAAACAGAAACAAGCAAAUGGUGUUGUUGGAAAUGAUAUUACAUCAAAAGAUGACGAUGAAGAGAUGUCUGAUAAAGGUAGUGACUCUGAAGAUGAAGAUACAAACCGGGAUUCACAAAGUGAUGGAAGUGACAAAGAUUCUGACAGAGAAACAGAUGAGAAACAUGGCAAAGAUGAUGAGGCUGAAUGGCAAGAGUUACAACAAAGCAUACAGCGUAAAGAUAGAGCACUUCUGGAAACCAAAUCAAAGAUUACACACCCUGUUUACAGCUUAUUCUUUCCGGAGGAAAAGCAGGAAUGGUGGUGGAUUUACAUAGCAGAUAGAAAGGAUAAAACGUUAAUAUCUACACCCUAUCAUGUAUGUACCCUUAAGGAUCAGGAAGAGGUGGAGCUGAAGUUUCCUGCACCCAGCAAACCAGGCAAUUAUCAGUACACUGUGUUCUUACGAUCAGAUUCGUAUAUGGGUUUGGAUCAGAUUCAACCACUGAAGUUGGAGGUUCAUGAAGCUAAACCAAUACCAGAAAAUCACCCACAAUGGGAUACAACCAUAGAGGGUGAUGAUGACCAAGGAGAUAGUGAUGGCUUUGAAGAAAGUUAUGAAGAGGAAGAGGAAGAUGAUGAAGAAGAUUAAAGAGAUGUUGAAAUGGACUUAAAUAAAAUUUCACAUGGUUAUCAUUCUGAUAUCGGAGCUACUCCAUUUGCCAGAGCCACCUUGUAGACAUUUUUAAGGAAGUUGAAUUUUUUUAGUUUCUAUCUUUACAAAUCCAAGUGCUUUGUGUAUUUUGCCACCAGAGGUCAACCAAACCUUUGCCAUUUGUACUACCUUAAGAAUGCCCCGUGGCCUGCUAAAGCCAUCAGGUACAGAGUGCUGCAUAAACAAGUAAAUAAAGCUUUUUAUUAAAUGAA
Molecule: messenger RNA, 2663 nt
Organism: Bombina bombina (fire-bellied toad)
Lineage: Eukaryota; Metazoa; Chordata; Amphibia; Anura; Bombinatoridae
Gene: SEC63
Product: SEC63 homolog, protein translocation regulator
Exons: 21
Coding region: 124-2388 (754 amino acids)
Biological process (GO): post-translational protein targeting to endoplasmic reticulum membrane; SRP-dependent cotranslational protein targeting to membrane
Cellular component (GO): Sec62/Sec63 complex
Molecular function (GO): transmembrane protein transporter activity; RNA binding
Source: RefSeq, a predicted model, not a curated record